CCCUCUCGCGAGGGACUGAAGCGCAGGCGCGGCCCACAUAGUAACGCCUGCGACCCCGUGACCCCGCUGAUGGCUCCACUUUGGCGCCCAGGCCUCCACCGACGGCGCAGGUAAAGGCCCUUAGGCUGCAGAAGUGGCGGUGGGGAGUAGCCAAGCCCUGGAGACCCGGCUUGGAUGCUUAGUGCUUGGACUGUGUGAGAGUGAAAACCCAGAGGAAGUUAGUUGGUGGCAGAACUACUGGCAAUGAAACCAGUGGAAUCAGUGACCUUCAGUGAUGUAGCUAUCAGCUUUACCAAGGAAGAGUGGGCCAUGCUGGACACAAACCAGAGAAAGAUGUUCAGAGAUGUUAUGCUGGAGAAUAUCAAUCAUCUGGUGUUCAUGGGAUAUCAGGUCUGCAUAUCAGAAGUGCUUUCACAGUCAGAACAAGGAGAACUGUGGAGAGUAUUAAGGUUUCUUCAAGUAUGGAGUCCAGGCGGGGAAAAUGACCAUAAAAAAGAAGUGAUAACCAUACAACAUAUCUCUAAGGACAUAUCUACCAACCAGACAAAGAUUUCUCACACUGAAGAGGGUCCCCUGGAAAGUAAUGAUUUGGGAGAAUAUUUCACUCACUCCACAAUGACUGACAUGGGAAAGAUACCCAAUGUAAACAAACAAUUUCAAAGAGUUCUCAAUUAUCAUUCAUUCCUUCAUCAAAAUAAGAAAAUUGAAAAUGGAUGUAAGUCAUAUAACUGUCAUCUAUGUGGAAAAGUCUUCAGAAGUAGUUCUGGCCUUAGACAACCUGAGAAAAUACACACUAGAGAAAAGCCAUAUGGCUACCAUCUAUCUGAGAAAGAUUUCACUGGUAGUUCUACCCUCACACAACAUGAAAGAAUUCACACUGUGGAGGAUCCAUAUAUCUGCCAUCUAUGUGGGAAUUCCUUCAGUCAAAGUUUUAACCUUAGGCAACAUGAAAGAAUUCACAAUGUGGAGAAACUAUAUGCCUGCCAUGGAUGUGGGAAAGAUUUCACAGAUAGUACCAGCCUCAGACAACAUGAGAGAACUCAUACUGAAGUAAAAGCAUAUGUCUGCCAUGUAUGUGGGAAAGACUUCACUGAUAGUUCCACACACAGAGAGCAUGAGAGAACUAACACUGGGGAGAAACCAUAUGUCGGCAAUAUGUGUAGGAAAUCCUUCAUUCAAUCUGGUAUCCUUAGGCAGCAUGAAAGAAUUCACACUGGGGAGAAACCCAGUAUCUGCAGAAUAUGUGGGAAAUCCUUCAGUCAUUGUGGUACCCUUAGACAACAUGAAAGAAUUCACACUGGGGAGAAACCAUAUGUCUGCAGUAUGGAGUGCUUCUUCCUCUCCCUGUUCCUGGAAAACAGCAGGAGCUUGUGCACAUCAGCCACCCAGAGUGAAGACAGCAUAUCUGCCUGCCUGCUGCUUGAAAUCAGGUCACCAGUUCACCAGCAUGGCUUUGAAGAGACUGGCUAA
This is a messenger RNA of Choloepus didactylus (southern two-toed sloth), 1470 nucleotides long. RefSeq names its product zinc finger protein 596-like. Gene Ontology annotation, molecular function: DNA-binding transcription repressor activity, RNA polymerase II-specific. NCBI's taxonomy places the organism in Eukaryota, Metazoa, Chordata, Mammalia, Pilosa, Megalonychidae. The transcript is spliced from 7 exons. Bases 244 to 1470 code for a protein of 408 amino acids. The record is from RefSeq and is a predicted model, not a curated record. Gene Ontology annotation, biological process: negative regulation of transcription by RNA polymerase II.